Aphanomyces invadans is the source of this 1612-nucleotide messenger RNA. RefSeq lists its product as hypothetical. NCBI's taxonomy places the organism in Eukaryota, Oomycota, Saprolegniomycetes, Saprolegniales, Verrucalvaceae. Gene Ontology annotation, cellular component: membrane. Gene Ontology annotation, biological process: transmembrane transport. Bases 76 to 1557 code for a protein of 493 amino acids. The record is from RefSeq and is a predicted model, not a curated record. The transcript is spliced from 3 exons. Gene Ontology annotation, molecular function: transmembrane transporter activity.
GCUGCAUCUCACGGGUCCCUCCCAUUCGGCGACUUGCUGGCUUGGUCGACCCAGCACCCAUCACGACAAGCAGCCAUGCAGAAUUCCAUUCCCGCUCCAGGCGCCGACCAACCAGCCACUUUUGAAACUGCCUACGUCGACGCACCGGAUGUGGCGCUCCAACCCCUAGGCCGCCGCGUGUUGACCACGGCCCAAGUCGUCGCGCUUUGCUUCUUCAGCGUGUGCGGUGGCGCAAUGGGGUCGGAGGGGAUUUUUGGGGCUGGUGGCCCGGCGCUGGGUCUAAUUGCGUUGGCGGUCUUUCCCUUUGCGUGGUGCGUUCCGAUCUCGCUCGUCCUAGCCGAACUCUGCACAAUGUACCCCGAUAAUGGCGGGUAUACGCUGUGGGUCUACCAUGCCUUCGGGCCGUUCUGGGGCUUCCAAGAAGGAUUUUGGGCUUGGUUGUCGGGCGCGAUCGACAACGCCGUGUACCCGGCGCUGGCUGUCACGGCGCUGAGCAAGUACAUUCCGCAAGUGGCCGACAACACGGUUGGCACGUGGUUUCUCAAAGGCGCGUUCGCCCUCGUGUUUGCUCUGCCCAACCUCCUUGGCGUCCAGCUCGUCGGCCGCGGCAUGGUCAUCUUGACUGCAGUCGUCACGCUUCCGUUCAUGAUUUUCUCCGUGUGGAGCUUUGCGACGGCGGAUGACUGGGGCGCGCUCGGCCAAUUCCGGUUUCGCGACACUGAGUUAUCCAACUCGACCGAGUACAUCACCACGGGCGGCCUCGCAGUUCAGUGGGAUGUUCUCAUGGGAACGAUCUUUUGGAGCUUCAACGGCUUUGCGAGCGUGUCCACAUUUGCUGGCGAGGUCGCCAACCCUGGCAAGACGUACCCCAAGGCGCUAGCGAUCACGAUCCUGUUUGUUGAACUCACCUACUUGAUCCCGUUGGUUGCCGGCGCCGUGUUCAACGAGCCGUUGUGGCAUACUUGGACAGAAAUUAGUUUCAGCGACCUUGGGCUUGCCGUUGGGGGCGACGCCCUCUUGGGCCUCAUCACCGUCGCGACCAUUGCAAGCACGUGGGGCAUGUACAGCAGCGAACUGUUCUGGGUCUCGUUUCAACUCACGGGGAUGGCCGAAGCGGGGCUAGCCCCUGCUGUCUUUGCGAAGCGAGGCAAGCGAACGGAUGUCCCGUACGUGUCCGUGGCGCUGUCCGGGGCCAUCAUCGUGGUCCUGAUGGGGUUGGAUUUCUCGGAAGUUCUCUUGAUGGCCAACGUGCUGUCCGCCAUGAGCCAAAUUCUCCUGAUUGUGUCAGGAAUCAAGCUCCGCGUGACCCAGCCGGACGUUGCCCGCCCGUACAAAGUCCCUGGUGGGCUCACAACGUUGGUGGCUAUCAGUAUUCUUCCAACCGCGGUUUGUGGGUACUUGGUCUACAACACGUUCUCGUCGGAAUCCACCAUCACCCCCGUCGUGCUUGUCCCGACUGUAAUCGUCGUCGGCUUCGUCUACGCUUGGCUGAUGAAGCUGACGGCAAAGAACUUUAUUGCACCAAAAGCAGCCGUGACCUUGUACGAGUUGGAGUAGCACCGUGUCAACAUUCAAAGUAUUUAAUGUUCAACACCACUUGUGCGUAUUGGAA